Anopheles aquasalis is the source of this 677-nucleotide messenger RNA. It is a transcript of the gene mRpL54, whose product is annotated as mitochondrial ribosomal protein L54. Gene Ontology annotation, cellular component: mitochondrial large ribosomal subunit. NCBI's taxonomy places the organism in Eukaryota, Metazoa, Arthropoda, Insecta, Diptera, Culicidae. The record is from RefSeq and is a predicted model, not a curated record. Gene Ontology annotation, molecular function: structural constituent of ribosome.
CGAAGGAAUCAAAACAAACGACGAAAAGAUCCGGCCGAGACGCCUUUCCGCUUAGUUUCUCGUUUUAGUUUAAAUAUCCCCUCGAAAGCCGCUCUGUGGCGUAUAAUCCAGUAAAAUGAGCUCUUUUCUGGCAUCCGUGUUUCCGUUGUUGAGGCGAACAGCAGCAGCACAAACACUUGUUGUCCGGAAUUAUGCAACCCCGAAAGCCGGAGGAGCACUGGGUGGGUCAAAGAAGAAGAAACUCGGGAAGCUGGGACCCGUCGUGGAGAAGAAAGUAAUUCCGGUUGAAACGGAUGCAAACCGGCUCGUGAACUACGUUUGCGGUAGCAACAUCCUUAAGCAAGGAGAGGACAUAAAGCUGAAGCCCGAUUCGGAGUAUCCGGCGUGGCUGUGGUCGAUGCACGUCGGUCCUCCGCUCACACUGGAACAGAUGGACCCCGAAACGAAGGCAUACUGGCGCAAAUUGAGGCGUAUGGCGCUACAACGUAACAACAAACUGGCCAAGCUUAAAAAGUUCUAGUCGCCGGGAAACUGUGGCUUUUAUUAGAAACGGAAGAGGCCAUUUGAAGGGCACGAAACUGUAGCAAUACCACCAGGUAGGUCACAAUUGCUGCCAACAUCUAAAGUGAGAAACAAGCGCACAAUAACUAUGAGUUAAGCUACAAACAGCAGCGGUC